Dromaius novaehollandiae (emu) is the source of this 3256-nucleotide messenger RNA. RefSeq names its product secreted frizzled-related protein 5-like. Gene Ontology annotation, molecular function: Wnt-protein binding. The transcript has 4 exons. Lineage: Eukaryota; Metazoa; Chordata; Aves; Casuariiformes; Dromaiidae. Gene Ontology annotation, biological process: non-canonical Wnt signaling pathway; canonical Wnt signaling pathway. The record is from RefSeq and is a predicted model, not a curated record. The coding region runs from base 162 to 1082 and encodes 306 amino acids.
AUUGGAGCAUUGUCUUCCCCAUGAGAGCUCUGAAAGGGCUGCACUUAAUGAGGAUGGACUGAGAGAGAGGUGGCUCGUAGGCUAUAAAAGGCUCCCCACAGGCAGGAGCGGCUCAGUCCGGGGUGCGCUGCCCGUUCGUCUGCUAGCGGCUCGCUCCGAGCAUGGUCACGGCCCACCGCAGGCACCCCUCGAGGUCGGGCAGCCCAUGGCUGCUGGCUCUGCUGGUGCGCCUGCUGCUCGGGGGCUCUCCCGGCGCCCGGGCGAGCUACCUGAGGAGGUCCUCCGGCUGCACGGCCAUCCCCAACAGCAUGGCCUUGUGCUACGACAUCGGUUACUCCGAGAUGAGGAUUCCCAACCUGCUGGAGCACGAGACCAUGCCAGAAGUGAUCCAGCAAUCCUCCAGCUGGCUGCCCUUGCUGGCCAGAGAGUGUCAUCCAGACGCUAGGAUUUUCCUCUGCUCCCUCUUUGCACCAAUCUGCUUGGACAGGCUCAUCUACCCCUGUCGCAGCUUGUGCGAAGCUGUCAAGAGAAGCUGCGCACCCGUCAUGGCUUGUUACGGCUACCCGUGGCCUGAAAUCCUGAACUGCAACAAGUUUCCUGCAGAUCACGAGCUGUGCAUCUCAGCAGUCUCCACCGAGGAAACAUCCUCAAGCAGGAGAACAGUGCCCCGAGCCAGCUGCAAGGAUUGCGAGCUCGAGGAGGCCAGCACUGCCAGGGAGAUCCUGGAAAACCUGUGUGCCAGCGAUUUUGCGGUGAAAAUCAGGAUCUUCAGGAAGAACACAACCACAACCAUCUCCGACUUCGACCUGGACCCCUCCCGGGUGGAGGUCCUGAAGCACGGCCCGCUCCUCCGAACCGAAAUCCCCAGCAGGCUCCAGCAGUGGCUGGACAUAGAUGCCACCUGCGCUCACAACAUCAUGAGAGGCACCCACGCGGGGGUCUUCGUCGUGAGCGGAGAAGCGCAGAGCGACAAAGUCGUGGUGAACAAGGCCUAUGCCUGGCACAAGAACAGGAACCUGCACCAGGCGGUGCGGAGAUGGAAACAUCACCGCUGCCCGGAACAGCCUGGCAGGAAGGUCUGAAAUCCCCCUUCCGCAAUGAGAAACUGCUCCCUUCCCUACAGCUAGAAAACUCCUUUCUCUGGCAGUUGCGGGUUUGGAGACGUACAGUCAAUAUUUUUAGGUGAUUCAAAGCAAUUCAUAGUCAGCAUAAAGGGCCUCGCUACAGAUCAUCUCCCUGAGAGAUCACUGAAAUUGUUUUAAUGAGACAGAGCUUAAGGAUACAGACGUGCCAGAGCCCUCUCCCAAGCUUCUGCACACCCCGGAUUUCCGACGGACAGCUCUGUGUAGGAGCAAACAUCACAGUAAAUGUGAACCGAACUCUGCAGGUGAGCACAAACUAGAAUAACAGCUUCAUAACAGUUCCUACUAGUUCUCAUAAUCAAAGUUGGUAAUCAUUUCAGCUGCAGUACUUGACUCUGAAAUACUGAGGCUGUUGAAGCGCCUGCUUGCUUUAUGGCCAGAGAGACUAUACAAAAGUUACCCUGACUGCUAAAAGAUGCUCUUUAUUUAGUGGAAUAAACACUUUAUUUUUGAGCAGCCUGUAGUACAUCAAGGGGGGAGGGAAGGCAGUGCCUAGCCCCUUAAAAAAAAAAUGCUAAAUUGGGCUCUUGAGCAGUCAUUCGGGCUGUUCCUCCGGCUUGCUGCUCUGAGCGUUAGAGGCCACCUGCACAGGUGAAAGGAAAUGGCCAUUCUGGCACAGGAAAGGGUAAAGAUAGCUGAAGAUUUUUACAGAACAGGGGAAAACACUUUUUUUACAUUAGAAAUGCAGUUUGGAUCAAAAGAUUCCGGUAACUAGGGAACUAUCAAAGAUAUCGCAAGAGCCUUGAGAAAGAGCACAGCAGGACUGGACUCUAGCUGUUUAAAGCUGUUUUGGUGGCAACGGCAGCUUUGCUGGGGAUUCGGAGGUGAGCCCCAAACACAGAGCCCGGCAGGAGGUACUUCUGCAAAACCCGAGAUGCCGUUCUUUGUAUUUCUGAGGUGGGGAGAAAAAAGAAACACUACGCAUCUGUUCGGCCUUCUCUCUGCAUGCAGGAAAGAUAGAAAGGGUAACAAAACCCAGUCUCCUGAAGUUCUCUGCAGAUCACCCUCUAAUCCAAGCUAGUACGGACUGUAGUUACCUUCAGGGACGAAUACAGCUAUAGCUCCAAGCUACAGACUGCAAAACAGAGAACAGCAAAUCCCAAAAUGAGAAAACAUGUCCGAUUUCUAGUGUCUGACAAAGCACCGUCUAUGUAAAGUUUUCUACACUGGAUUAAACUUGGGACUGAAACAAGGAAAUCACAGGAAAAAAACAGCUUUGGGGAUAAAUGCGUUCUUCCUUGUGCAUGAAGUCUGCAUUUGCAGUGUGGAGAGAGCCAUCGGGUUUGAUGAAGACACAUUGCCUCCCUGUGCUCAUAAAGCACACCAACAACGCGCAAGAUUUUCUCUUCGGAUUUAGUGCCGGCUGAGAUGAGCGCUUAGACACUCAUACUGAAAUUCAGCUGUGCCCUGACAUUUGUGCAGUGAUUACUUCUAUUCCCCGAGGCUCAGAAGAAAAACACAGCGAGAUUUCCUAUUUUUAUUCCUCCCUGCUGCCUUGUCUUGCAAACUGCAGCCCAGUCUACAGAAUCUGCUGCCAGGUGGUCUCUGUAAUGGCAAUAUCUUCUGAACAGACUGCAUUUUGAAAACACAACAGAACACAUAAAGCUCUGAAGGUUGAAAAGGCUUUGUCUGAUAUUUGUUUUCCAUUAAUAGGAUUAUUUGAUUACUAGUGUUUCCUAACUAAAAAGGGCACAGAUGGUCUGACUUACGAGCUUUAGAAAUGACGUCUCAUAGCCAGAGGGGAGAAAAAAUAGGGCAGGGACUUUGUCAUAGCUCCAUGAAACAUGCUUGGGUUCAACGCAGAUGGUUUAUCCACAUUUUUAAAAAACAAACCGCAAAUUCCCCUAUGGUGUCCACUGCCAUCCUCCAAAACACAAAGCUCACAUUAAGUCAUUAGUGAGGCAUCCGCUCUGUGGUCCCACUACAGCCUGCUCUGCCGAAUGCAAAGGUCACAGACCAUCCACUUAUUUCCUUGAACUGCCUCUCACAGGCCACAACGCUUAUUGUUAAAUAAACUCCCCAGAACUUAAGAGCCCUUCUUUGCUGAUGACUUUUGGUUUUGUCUAUCGCAACCAAGUUAAAUAUUUGUUUCAGCUAAUUUAAACAACAGAGAU